Messenger RNA from Spodoptera littoralis (African cotton leafworm), 1660 nucleotides. The record is from the annotation of a GenBank genome assembly. Lineage: Eukaryota; Metazoa; Arthropoda; Insecta; Lepidoptera; Noctuidae.
UAUAAACCUCACGGAUCCCGAGACCUUUCCAACGAAUGCAAAACCGUGGAAAUCGGUUCGUGCCUUCUGGAGUUAUAGCGUCAGGAAGAAAAACCCGACUCAUUUUUAUUAUUUUUGUAUAUCGCAACUAGAAUGUUUUAGUCGAGUUUUGUGGUUCAUCUCUAUUUGACAUUACGAAGUUUAGGAACGUCUGUUUGACAACAAGGCAAUUUUGACAGGUAGUGACAUGGAAGUGGAACUGAUCAAUUUGUAAUUUAGUGGAUAUUUACAUUAAAUUUAUCUGUUUGAUCUAAAACUUUUAUCAGUGAAUAGACAAAAAUGGCAAAUUUCAACAACCCCAACGAUUAUUCGUGGCAAACUCAAAAUAAUAGCCAAAAUUACUCUUUUAACACUUCUAAUGCGUUUGCUGAUCCAGCGCAAACGUUAGAUUUUCAAACAUUUCCUACCGAUCAACAAAACUACUCAUUCGACCAAAACCAGGGGACUAUGACUGCCAAUAAUAAUCAGUACUAUAACUCAAACAUAUUUACACCAGCACCAGUGCCCGGCGAGCCUGUCGGCGAACCAACCGAGUUUGACGAACCGCCACUGUUAGACGAACUAGAGAUAUACCCAGAUAGAAUAUUGGAAAAAACUUUAGCUGUACUUAAUCCAUUCCACGGUCAAUCAAAAGCUGAUGAUGCCAACUUCCUACUGAGAGACACAGACAUAGCUGGCCCUAUUGCAUUUUGUUUAGCACUAGCAGUGUGUUUGUUCCUAGCUGGGAAUAAAGCACAUUUUGGGUAUGUUUAUGGGUUAUCUGUAAUGUCGGUAAUAUUGAUGUAUUUCCUACUAUCUCUAAUGAGUCGCACUGAGGGAGUUUUUACCCUACUGAGUGUAGCUAGUGUCCUAGGUUACUGUAUGUUGCCAAUGGUGGUAUUGGCUGGUCUUGGGAUUUUCAUCUCUCUUGAAGGAUCUGUGGGAUUAAGUUUGUCAGCUGUCGCUGUUAUCUGGUCGGCACUGUCGGCCAGCAGGCUAUUUGUCACUAUGUCUGGUGACUCUGAACAGAGACCAUUGAUUGCCUAUCCUUGCGCCUUAGUCAAUGGAGUUUUUGCUCUAUUAGUGCUCUUUUGAUUGUUUGUAAGUGUAAUUAAUAUAUGUAAUCAAUUUUGUAUUAUAUAAAGAGGAGAGGUUAUUAAAUUACUGUCAACAAUCUGUACAGAACUUUUACUAUGUAUAGCCAGAUACUUAUAAAGUGUUUUUUAUAAUAAUAAUAAAAAUAUACUCAAAAUUUCACAUAUUCCACUGUGUAAUAUAAAAUAAAAUUUAAUUCUCUUGAGUUUUAAGUUGCAAUAUAAGAUUCUAAUAAAUUGUAUUUUAUACAAAUAAAACAUUCUAAUUAAACCCCAAAGUUGUUUUAAUAAAUAAACUAUAAUAUUUAACUAGUUAUUACAUUCGAUUGUAUAACGUUGGUCGGUCACUGAAGAAGUUCUUGAGAACCAUAACUUGUGCGAAUGCUACACAAACAAUAGCUAGGGAUUCACCCAUGGACCACCAGAAUACUCUCUCAUUGAGAUCCUCGGCCCUUUUGCGGCCCUGAGCCUCUCUUAGCCUGUGGUGAGUUUGGUGGUCAAUGAUUCUGUUCAGGGCUGAGUGAAUUUCUUCAGCAGAAGUUUCCAGC